Molecule: messenger RNA, 999 nt
Organism: Rhodotorula graminis WP1
Lineage: Eukaryota; Fungi; Basidiomycota; Microbotryomycetes; Sporidiobolales; Sporidiobolaceae
Exons: 9
Coding region: 61-849 (262 amino acids)
Biological process (GO): signal transduction
Cellular component (GO): cytoplasm
Source: RefSeq, a predicted model, not a curated record
UCGCAGCCCACCACCUCGCACCCCGCCUCACCCACCUUCCCCCGUACACCACCAGCCACCAUGUCUGCCGAGCAGGACCGCGCCGAGGCCAUCUAUAUGGCAAAACUCUCUGAGCAGGCCGAGCGCUACGACGAGAUGGUCAGCCAGAUGAAGAGCAUCGCGUCGCUCAACUCGGAGCUCUCGAUUGAGGAGCGCAACCUCCUCUCGGUCGCGUACAAGAACGUCAUUGGCGCUCGCCGUGCUUCGUGGAGGAUUGUCUCGUCCAUCGAGGGCAAGGAGGAGGCCAAGGGCAACAGCACCCAGGUCUCGGCGAUCAAGGCCUACCGCGAGAAGAUCGAGAAGGAGCUCGCCGACAUCUGCGAGGACAUCCUCAGCGUUCUCGAGAAGCACCUCAUCCCGUCGGCCGAGUCGGGCGAGUCCAAGGUCUUCUACCACAAGAUGAAGGGCGACUACCACCGCUACCUCGCCGAGUUUGCGACUGGCGACGUUCGCUCGAAGAACGCCGACGCGUCCCUCGAGGCCUACAAGUCGGCGUCGCAGAUCGCGUCGCAGGAGCUCGCCCCGACGCACCCGAUCCGCCUCGGGCUCGCGCUCAACUUCUCGGUCUUCUACUACGAGAUCCUCAACUCGCCCGACAAGGCGUGCUCGCUCGCCAAGACCGCCUUUGACGACGCCAUCGCCGAGCUCGACACCCUGAGCGAGGAGUCCUACAAGGAUUCGACGCUGAUAAUGCAGCUGCUUAGGGACAACUUGACCCUCUGGACCUCGGACUUGUCGGAGGAGCCGAAGGAGGACGUCAAGGCCGAGGAGCCGAGCGCCCCUGCGCCUACCGGCGAGGAGGCAGCCUGAGCGCGCUCAACGCGCUAGGCGCAGCUCCUGCGUCGCCGCCGCCGCCGUCGUCGUCGCCGUCGUCGAGUUCCCCUCUCCCCGUCGCCCGCCUCUCCCGACUUUGCCUUUCUCCCCUUGCCUCCCUGCAAUCUUCUCAGUCUUUGUGCCCAC